AUGAACAAGGUCGGCACGCUGACGCGCGAGGCGCUCGCGCAGAUCCGGACCAUCAGCAACUGCCCCAUAAACAUCGAGAGCCGCGGCGCCAAGGCCAACCAGCGGAAGAGGGCGCUGGUGGCGCGCCUGCUGACGUCGAGCGACAGCAUCAACGCAGACGGCUGCAGGCACGACAAGCGCUGCGAGGACCUCGCCACCGCGUUUGGGGCGCUGGCGAGCAACCAGCUCGCGCGCACGGUUUUCAAUAUGGUCGCUGCCAGCUCUCGUGCGCGCUGGGUUGCGUACGAGCAGCGCGUGGGGGCUGAGGCAGGUCUGACAGCUUAG
Molecule: messenger RNA, 324 nt
Organism: Monoraphidium neglectum
Lineage: Eukaryota; Viridiplantae; Chlorophyta; Chlorophyceae; Sphaeropleales; Selenastraceae
Exons: 2
Coding region: 1-324 (107 amino acids)
Source: RefSeq, a predicted model, not a curated record